AACGCAGUUUCAGCAAUUUGUCAGCCUCGAAUUCGGACUUGUGGAGAACAUCGCUUUUCCCGAAACGAAUCGAAUGAAAAAGAAGGAUGGACGUUAUCCGCUUUGUCGCCAUUGUUCAUUGCCUUCACGUGUGGAUUGCACCGUGUUUGUUUCUUUACCCUACUCGAUUUGCUCCUCAUUUACGUUUCUUUUCUUAUUUAAAUCCCAUUCCCUCUCAUUUUUCUUCAUCCCGGAGUUUAAUUUUCUUCUGGGUUGUGAAAAUUGCUGAAUCAGGCAAAUGGGUCGCUUCCCAUUUGCCAUUCUUUUGCUCUCUUCAUUUUUUGUUUUGAGGUUUUGUUCCGUUCAUGGAAGAAUUCCGACCACCGUAGAAGGGCCGUUUAAGCCUGUAACUGUUCCGCUUGAUAAGAGUUUCCGGGGGAAGGCCCAGGACUUGCCGGAAACUGAUCCGAGAGUUCAGAAGAAUGGGGGCCAAUUUGUGCCGGAGCAGAUUUCUGUUUCUCUCUCUGCGGAUUAUGACUCUGUUUGGAUUUCUUGGAUCACAGGGGACUUUCAAAUUGGAGAUGCCAUUCGGCCAUUAGAUCCUGAGAAAGUUGCGAGUAUUGUCACGUAUGGGAAGUUCCUCAUGCCAAUGAAAAACCAAGCAAAGGGUUAUUCUCUUAUCUACAAUCAACUUUAUCCCUUUGAAGGCCUCAAGAACUACACAUCUGGAAUUAUACACCAUGUUCGUCUAACGGGAUUGGAGCCUGAUACUUUGUACCAAUAUCAAUGUGGAGACCCUUCAGCUGCAGAAGAAAUAAGCGAUAUCCAUUACUUCAGGACCAUGCCUGUUUCUGGGCCUAAGAGUUAUCCUAAUAGAAUAGCAUUGGUUGGUGAUCUGGGUCUUACAUACAACACUACAUCAACAGUUGAUCAUAUUUUGAAGAACCAUCCCGAUCUUGUGCUAUUGAUUGGGGAUGUGAGUUAUGCAAACCUAUAUCUUACAAAUGGCACUGGCUCUGAUUGUUACUCUUGUUCGUUUCCUCAUACUCCUAUUCACGAAACUUAUCAGCCUCGUUGGGAUUACUGGGGAAGGUAUAUGGAGCCUCUAAUAUCUGAAGUUCCAUUAAUGGUGGUGGAAGGGAACCACGAGAUCGAACCACAAGCUGAAAAUCGAACAUUUGCAGCUUAUAGUUCUCGAUUUGCAUUCCCAUCCAACGAGAGUAACUCGUCUUCGACAUUUUACUACUCUUUCAAUGCAGGUGGCAUUCAUUUUAUAAUGCUUGGUGCCUACAUUUCAUAUGACAGAUCAGGUGACCAAUACAAAUGGCUAGAACAAGACCUGGCUAAAGUUAACAGGAAAGUUACUCCAUGGUUGGUAGCUACAUGGCACCCACCAUGGUACAGCACCUACACUGCUCAUUAUAGAGAAGCAGAGUGCAUGAGAGUGGCAAUGGAAGACUUGCUCUACAAGUAUAAAGUUGACUUAGUUUUCAACGGCCAUGUAUGUCCUCUUUAUUUGUUUCUGCCACACGUAAUAUCGUUCGUGCAUAAUCUGACGAUUUCGAUUCACGACCAGGUUCAUGCCUAUGAGAGGUCAAAUAGAGUAUAUAACUAUACUUUGGAUCCUUGCGGUCCGGUCUACAUAACGGUAGGUGAUGGAGGUAACCGAGAGAAAAUGGCAAUUGAACAUGCUGAUGAACCCGGAAACUGUCCAGACCCGUCCUCGACACCGGAUGAAUACAUGGGCGGUUUCUGUGCGUUCAAUUUUACAUCAGGCCCAGCUAAAGGAAAAUUCUGCUGGGAUCAGCAACCUGAUUAUAGCGCUUAUCGUGAAAGUAGCUUCGGCCAUGGCAUUUUGGAGGUGAAAAACGAAACUCAUGCGUUGUGGACAUGGCAACGAAACCAGGACUCGUAUAGAUCUGUCGGGGAUAUAAUAUACAUCGUACGACAACCAGACGUUUGUCUCAAUGAGAUGAAGGUUCAUACUUGAUGAAUUCAGACACAAGCCUUGAGAAUACAAAGAAAGCUAAAUGAGGAGGUUCAGAAUUAUACUCGGUUUCAAUUGGGUUUGUUUUCUUCCGUGACUCUUGUAAAAGUCCGAUUUUCUCGAGGCAAUUAAUAAUAUAUGACAACGUGAUUUAGCAUUUC
This is a messenger RNA of Cucurbita pepo subsp. pepo (vegetable marrow), 2127 nucleotides long. The record is from RefSeq and is a predicted model, not a curated record. NCBI's taxonomy places the organism in Eukaryota, Viridiplantae, Streptophyta, Magnoliopsida, Cucurbitales, Cucurbitaceae.